AUGCAGGCCGACGCCUCCGUGCCGUGGAUUUCACACCUUUUCAGGACGGGCGAGGCGCUCGCGCUGCAGGCGCUCGCGAGCGACUACACCGUCUCGCUGCAGCACGACGCGUGCGGAAGCAGCGUCGAGCACUCUAUCCGCGACGCCGAGGGCGAGAAGCUCGGGCCGUCGUUCCGGUACAAGGUGCUCGGGGUGUUCGGAGUCGAGGGCCGCUGCGUGGCGUUUGCGCCGCACCACACGCCCGGCACGCUUGUUCUCGCCUUUCGCGGCACACGCGUCGACAGCAACGCCGCCUCGAGGCCGGGCCGCGGGCAGGCGGCGCCGCCGUCCGAGGACAUCAAGGCGCUGCUCAACUCGUCGAUGGUGGGCGUCAAGUGGCUUCCGGACGCGGCGAUGCGCGUGCACGCCGGCGUGCACCGCCACCACGCCGACUUGUGGGACGCUGAGCACUCGACGCGCGGCUCCUCCCUCCGGUUGGACCAGCUCGGCGAGGGCCUUGGCGGCUGGCUCGCCGGGCUGUGUGGCGCGGACGCGCCGCAGCAGAUCGUCUUCGUCGGCCUGUCGCUGGGCGCGGCGCUGGCGCAGAUGUCCGCCCUCCGCCUCGCGAGCGAGCAGCCGCAGCUCGCGGCGCGCACCAGCGUCCUCGGCCUGGGCAGCUUUCAGUUUGCCAACGCGGAUGUCGGCCGGCUGUUUGAGUCGCUGUACGGGGAGCGGGCGGCGCAGCUGGUCACCGCUCGCCGCAUGCCCGCCCGCCCUCCGCCGCAGGUCCAGGAGCCGCCGCGCGAUGACGAGGCCCAGGCGGAGGCGCUCGUCGCCGCCGCGGUCGCCGACGCCUCCUCUGGCGCCGCGCCGCGCCGCCGGAUGCGAGGGAUGCGCCCCUCGGGCGCCGGCCGCGCCGCUGCGGCGGAGGAGCCGUCGGAGCACGAGAUCUCCCCAGAUCUCGUGCACUCCCGUGGUACGCUGAAUGCUCGGCUUGCCGUCGACCCAAUCACCGCCGCGUUUGGGGAGACCGUGCCCCUCCACGGCAUCCUGUUUUUGCGCGCCGACGUCGCCGACGAGUGCGACGACGCCUCCGCGCACGAGGCGGCGGCGCAGCCGCUCCCUGCCCGCGCGGGCGGGCUGGUUGCUCCGCCGACGGCGCUCGCCGCGCUCAUGGCUGGGCGGAUGGCCAAGCAGCACGCUCUCCGCCUCGACUACCUGGAGCUUCACCUCGCGCGCCACUACCGUGAAUGA
Molecule: messenger RNA, 1233 nt
Organism: Emiliania huxleyi CCMP1516
Lineage: Eukaryota; Haptophyta; Isochrysidales; Noelaerhabdaceae
Exons: 6
Coding region: 1-1233 (410 amino acids)
Biological process (GO): lipid metabolic process
Molecular function (GO): endopeptidase inhibitor activity
Source: RefSeq, a predicted model, not a curated record